UUUACAGCGUGCAGCGUCUUUGCUCAUGCGUGAUUUGGCUCCAGCUCCACUCGGGACCAUUUGCGCACAGAUGCUUGGAGAGUGUGUCAGUGCUGUCAGCGAGCAGUCUGCGGGUCUGCCAGACGGAUCGAUGCGCCAGCAAUUAGUCAGCUCCAAUCAGCUCCCCAGUAAGCGCCCGGUCAGUCAGGUAGAGUGUGAGCUUUCUCCUCCGACAGCAGCAGCGGGGAUGUGUGAGUAGAGAGCCCGCCAGGCUCACCCACAGCACCCAGACGUGUCUCCAAACAUGGACAGGAUAGGGGUGUCAUUCCUGGACCCUUUGGAUGACUACGAGUUAAUUCAUCGGAUUGGGUGCGGCACCUAUGGAGAUGUGUUCAAGGCUCGUAACAUCAGGACGUCUGAACUUGCAGCUAUCAAGAUUGUCAAGCUGGACCCCGGUGAUGACAUCACAUCCAUCCAGCAGGAGAUCACGAUGAUGAAGGAGUGCAAGCACAAAAACAUCGUUGCCUACUUCGGCAGCUACCACAGGAACACCAAGCUGUGGAUCUGUAUGGAGUACUGUGGCGGAGGGUCACUUCAGGACAUGUAUCAUGUGACGGGCCCGUUGAAGGAGAAGCAGAUAGCGUACGUGUGCAGAGAAACCCUCCAGGGUUUGUAUCACCUGCAUGAAACGGGCAAAAUGCACAGAGACAUAAAGGGAGCCAACAUCCUUCUGACAGAGCGAGGAGAUGUGAAGCUGGCUGAUUUCGGAGUGGCAGCAGAGAUCAGCGCCUCUGUGGCCAAAAGGAAGUCCUUCAUAGGAACUCCAUACUGGAUGGCUCCAGAGGUGGCUGCAGUGGAGAAGAAGGGGGGGUACAACCACCUGUGCGAUAUCUGGGCCGUCGGCAUCACUGCCAUUGAGCUGGCUGAGCUCCAACCGCCCAUGUUUGACCUCCACCCAAUGAGAGCGCUGAUGUUGAUGUCCAAGAGCAAUUUCCAGCCGCCAAGACUAAAGGAUAAAGCCAAGUGGUCUGCAGGUUUCCAAAGCUUUGUGAAGAUGGCUCUCAUUAAAAACCCUCGUAAAAGGCCCUCAGCGGAGACACUGCUGCAGCAUCCGUUCGUGACCCAGCUAUUGACCCGUAACCUGAUCAUUGAGCUGCUGGACAUGGCCAGCAACCCUGAGCUUCACACCACCCACAUACACAGCAUGGACGACAACGAGCUGGAGGUUGGGGAAGUGGCUCCUGACAAGAUUCAGUCAGCAGGGAAGCACCUGCCUGUAGAGAGGACCCUGUCUGAAGAGCAAUUUGACCAAGUGAAGUUUGGGCCUCCACUGAGGAAGGUCACAGAACCAUAUCCUGAUUUGCAGGGCUCUUAUGAUGAUGACUGGAGUCUUUCUGGAGAUGAAGACAACUCACCGAGCCUGUUGGAAUGUGUGGAGCAAGCUCUGCAGCUGAGGAGUUUAACCAUUAGGAGGGCGCCAUCUACUGAUGGAGGUCGGAAGAGCGGUUUGUUCAGCCCGUCUACAGCCUCCCUGCCAGCCUUCAGCUCGUUAACUCCCAACGCAGAGGACGGAGACCUGACCCUGAGACCAAGCUGUACUCUGGGUCCUGACGCUGCCAUCACUGCUGACUCCACCUCCGCUACAGUGCUGGCCAGGUGCUCAGCCACACAGGACAUCAGACAGCGCUGCAGUGAUCCAUGUCUGCCUGCGGGGGAUGCUGUAACAGCAGAGAAGAGGAAGGCGACCACUGUUUCCUCUCCAAAGAGAGAGACGCCGCUGUCACCUGAAUGGAGCACGCUGAGGAAAAAGACUGAGGACUCUAGGGCUGAUUGUCAUGGACUUCCUCCUACCCCUCAAGUCCAUAUGGGAGCCUGCUUCUCAAAGGUCUUCAAUGGUUGUCCUCUUAAAAUCCACUGUGCUGUCACCUGGAUUUUACCCAAGACAAGAGAUCAGUACCUUAUUCUUGGGGCAGAGGAGGGUAUCUACACACUGAACCUGAAUGAACUUCAUGAAGACACACUAGAGAAGCUGCUCCCUCAGCGAUGUACAUGGCUGUAUGUUAUGAACAAUGUGCUGAUGUCCGUAUCAGGGAAGUCUUCCCAGCUGUAUUCCCACAGUCUGACGACUCUGUUUGAACACAGAGGACAUCUGCAGAAGAAACAUGGCAGUCUGUCACUCAGCACCAACCGCUUCACCGAGAGGAUCAACCCCAGGAAGUUUACCGUAUCUGUGAAGAUUCCUGACACUAAAGGUUGUAGGAGAUGUAGUGUAGCAAGAAACCCAUACACAGACAGCACAUUUCUAUGUGCGGCAGUUCCGACUGGCCUGGUUCUGCUGUUGUGGUAUGAGCCUCUGCAGAAGUUCAUGCAUCUAAAGCACAUAGCGAUUAAGCUGCCAGACUCUCUGCUAGUAUUUGAGCUGCUGGUGCUGGUGACGGACGAGUUUCCCCAGCUGUGUGUUGGAGUGAGAGACUGCAGCAAUGAGAAGCACCCAAACGGCCAGCAGCUCAAGUUUGAUAUUAUAGAGCUGAACAGCACACCUAUUUCAGCACCGGACAGUGGAGCACUCAGGGCAGCACAGGUAACCCAGCUGGACAGAGACACCGUUCUCAUCGCGGUAGAAAAAACUGUUAAGGUUGUGAACCUCAGAGGGCUUCCAUCGAAAGAACUGGCUGCCGAAAUGGCCUUUGACUUCCCCAUUGAAACUCUAGUCUGCUUACAGGACAGUGUGCUGGCUUUCUGGAAGCACGGCCUGAAAGGGAAGAGCUUUCAUUCAAAUGAGGUAACACAAGAAAUUACAGAUGAGAGUCGAGUAUUCAGAGUUUUGGGAACAAACAGGGACAUCAUCCUUCAGAGCACACCGACCGAUGACCCCUCAGCACUGAGCAACCUGUACAUCCUGACUGGACAUGAAAGCAGCUACUGAGAGAAAGUGGCUCAACUUCUUCCACACUCGGGCUGAGGAGAAAAGCAGACCCGUUCUAUGAUCCUGCAGCGGAAAUGACAUCGUCCUGGACUGAAGCUGCAUUAGACGGAGCAGCACCGGCUGAUCUCAUCACCUCUCCGCUGUGAAGGACACAUGUCAGUGUUUGAUUCGGUUGCCUGUCCAGACUCAAGCUGUAAUGUUGUUGGGCAACAUAUAGUACACACAUAAGACAGACGUGCAAACAUGCUAAACAUGUUUAUAAUUCUUGGGUUUGCUAAUUAAAGCUGCCAAAGGCCAAAAAUUCAUCUCAUCGGCCGAAUCUUCAGCAGGACAGAUCUGUAGAUGUGUAGAUCCACUGCUUUCAGGGUGGACCACAGACUGUAGAAAAACACCUGUGACCCCACACAUCAUUUUCUGAACUGAUGUUUUCAAGCUUUUAUUUGUUUUUUUUUUUUGCCGACAUCUUUGUCAGUUACUGGAACAAGUACAUCUGGUCUAACGGGAGGACACGCAAGCUGCAAACAGCAUGGCUGAGUGUGAGAGCCAGUGUGUAUUUACCACUGAAGGAACUGAAGUUUAAGGCGGUUGGACAGUCGGGUGUCACCUCUCAGCCGUACGAGCUGCUGACUCUGGAUUCUCCACACAGUAACGCUGUGUUCACGUCACCGUCACCGUAGUUUGUAAAUGUCGGUCACGUGAUGUCAACAUCCAAGUCAUAAUUACAACUGAGAAUCUCCCAUUUUUCUAAAAGCUCUGAAUAAUGUUUGCGCCGAAGGAUGCGGAAGCCAAAGUUUGGUGUUGAAGGUAAUUAAAGCCAAAUUGAAUGGAUACAGUGCUAUGUUGUCAGUGCUGAGUAUGUUUAAGCAUCAGACUUGUCCUCUCCUCCUCUGCCAGAUAUUUGAUUCAGCACCCAUCCUUUUUUUAAAAAUCAUUUCCCAACAUGGGAAUCUUUCCCAUCCGUCCUGAACAUGGCAUAUGUCACCAAGCCAAGGGAGCACUAAAUGAUUUUACCUGAGAGUUCAGUGGAAGUGUUUGACUCCUUCCACCCGCUGGAACAAACUGAAAAGUUUGUUGGAAAGAGGACAUCAGCUGUAGUCAGUGUGUAAUAUAACAUUACCCUUCAAAUUCACAGCUGACAGUUGAUGACAUACUCCUGACCUCCUUGUGUCCCACUGGUCCAACCUCUACAAAGCUUUGAAGAAGUAAUGAAGGUUUAAGUGUAAAACUGAACCAAAUUCCAACACUACUUCCAAGUUCCACUUAGCUUCUCAUAUAAAGUUCAGGGUUAUCUUUAUUGUCACAGUAAUUUGUUUUGCAGCAAGAGUUCACACAAUGACAGAAUACAGAGGGUCAACAUCAACAAUAACAAAUCACAUAAAGGCUUCUUUUACCGGAAACCUCAAACUGACAUUUCAACAAUUACAGUUGGAAUGAGGCUUUUACUAGGAUACUGUAUGUUUUUUUAUGCUUACCAAGGACUGAAGAGGUGUUCAUGUUUUAGUAGAUAUUCGUAGAUACUCAUUUAUCUUGAAAUAUGGACAGACACAUGUUGUCGUGGGCUUUUAGGAGGACAGAUGGAAGGAACUCUCUACAAGAAAAUCCAUUACCUGGCUGAAGGUAGCUGAGACAACAGAAAUUGUACUGUUCACCAUGAAACAAAUGUCAGUCAUAUUUAGAUUGUCAACUUGAACGUUACAAAAAGUGUGUGUAACCAAAUGCAUAUUUAGCCAAGACCAUGUGAUCCUGAAAAGCGCAUGUCAGUGUAUUUUGAAGACAGUGAAUGUGCCAGCAUUGCCACGUUUCCAUUCUGUGCCACCAUGUUGAGAGAGCUGAGAAUAUAAAUGGUCCUUCUGUUGCUGUCAUUUAUCCAUUGGUGCCAAACAGCUUUAACCAGUGACCCCCCUCAUCUUCUUUAUUAUUAUAAUAUUAUUACAUUUGAUUACAUGUGGUGGCACUGAAACUGAGUGCAGUUAAAUUGUACGUCAGCUUGUUUGCCCAACAUGUGAUUUCCACUACAUUCGAGUUCUGUGUGUAAUGAUAUUUAUGAUAUUUAUGGGAAGGGAACUGUAUAGUAACACUCAUCUUUCCCUGAGAGAUACUUGAAAGACAUAAUAUGCGUAUGGCUAUUUGUUUUUUAAGAUGAUUAUAUUGUUAUUGUGUAUAAAUUUCAUGUAUAUAACAAUACAGUAUGCGCUUAGGAUAUGGAGGGAUUGUAAUAUGCGAAAUAAAGAUUUUAAUUUCCUUUGA
This is a messenger RNA of Chelmon rostratus (copperband butterflyfish), 5152 nucleotides long. RefSeq names its product mitogen-activated protein kinase kinase kinase kinase 2 (gene map4k2). The record is from RefSeq and is a predicted model, not a curated record. Gene Ontology annotation, molecular function: MAP kinase kinase kinase kinase activity; ATP binding. Lineage: Eukaryota; Metazoa; Chordata; Actinopteri; Chaetodontiformes; Chaetodontidae. Gene Ontology annotation, biological process: protein phosphorylation. The coding region runs from base 284 to 2905 and encodes 873 amino acids. The transcript is spliced from 32 exons.